Molecule: messenger RNA, 2236 nt
Organism: Gopherus evgoodei (Goodes thornscrub tortoise)
Lineage: Eukaryota; Metazoa; Chordata; Testudines; Testudinidae
Product: V-type proton ATPase subunit B, kidney isoform
Exons: 14
Coding region: 1-1536 (511 amino acids)
Biological process (GO): proton transmembrane transport; ATP metabolic process
Cellular component (GO): proton-transporting V-type ATPase, V1 domain
Molecular function (GO): ATP binding; proton-transporting ATPase activity, rotational mechanism
Source: RefSeq, a predicted model, not a curated record
AUGGCUGCCAAGGCAGAGGCGAGGCUCGGCGGGCACCCAGCAGCGCUGGCAGGGGCCCAGGAGCAUGCCCUGGCUGUCACCAGGAAUUACAUCACCAACCCCAGGCUGACGUACCGGACGGUGUGCGGGGUCAACGGACCGCUGGUGGUGCUGGACAAUGUGAAGUUCGCCCAGUACGCCGAGAUUGUCAACUUCACCCUCCCCAAUGGCACCACCAGGAGCGGGCAGGUCCUGGAAGUGGUGGGCUCUAAAGCUAUCGUGCAGGUGUUUGAAGGAACAUCUGGGAUCGACGCCAAGAAGACAUCCUGCGAGUUUACCGGGGACAUCCUCCGGACACCUGUUUCCGAGGACAUGCUAGGUCGGGUUUUUAAUGGUUCUGCAAAACCCAUCGACAAAGGCCCAGCUGUUAUGGCCGAGGAUUUUCUCGAUAUUAACGGUCAGCCUAUCAACCCGCAUGGUCGCAUAUACCCUGAGGAGAUGAUCCAGACUGGCAUCUCGCCCAUCGACGUCAUGAACAGCAUCGCCAGGGGGCAGAAGAUCCCCAUCUUCUCUGCUGCUGGACUUCCUCACAAUGAGAUCGCCGCACAGAUCUGUAGACAGGCCGGCCUGGUGAAAAAGUCCAAGGACGUGAUGGAUUAUCACGAAGAGAACUUCGCCAUCGUCUUUGCAGCCAUGGGAGUGAACAUGGAAACUGCCCGCUUCUUCAAGUCCGACUUCGAGGAGAAUGGGUCCAUGGAGAACGUGUGCCUCUUCCUGAACCUUGCCAAUGACCCCACGAUUGAGCGCAUCAUCACCCCGCGCCUGGCGCUGACCACCGCCGAGUUCCUGGCCUACCAGUGCGAGAAGCAUGUCCUGGUGAUCCUGACCGACAUGAGCUCCUACGCUGAGGCCCUGCGGGAGGUGUCAGCAGCCAGGGAGGAGGUGCCAGGCCGCAGGGGCUUCCCUGGCUACAUGUACACCGACCUGGCCACCAUCUACGAGCGCGCUGGGCGCGUGGAGGGGAGGAACGGCUCCAUCACGCAGAUCCCCAUUCUAACCAUGCCCAACGACGACAUCACCCACCCCAUCCCUGACUUGACUGGCUUCAUCACGGAAGGGCAGGUGUACGUGGACAGACAGCUCCAUAACAGACAGAUCUACCCCCCCAUAAACGUGCUGCCCUCCCUGUCCCGCCUGAUGAAGUCAGCCAUUGGGGAGGGCAUGACUCGGAAGGACCAUGGUGACGUGUCCAACCAGCUGUACGCCUGCUAUGCCAUAGGCAAGGAUGUGCAGGCCAUGAAGGCCGUGGUCGGGGAGGAGGCGCUGUCGGCUGACGACCUGCUGUACCUGGAGUUCCUGCAGAAGUUUGAGAAGCAGUUCAUCGCCCAGGGCCCCUACGACAACAGAACCAUCUUCGAAUCGCUGAACAUUGGCUGGCAGCUGCUCCGUAUCUUCCCGAAGGAGCUGCUAAAGCGGAUCCCCGAGAGCAUCCUGGCUGAGUACUACCCGCGGGAGGCCAAAGCACCAGGCCUGCAGCACCACGACACCGCCCUGUAACCGCCUGCUCCGCUGCGGGCCAGCCCCUCACUCAGAGCCUAGUUACCAGCUCCUGUCACCCCCUCUGGGCCCCACGGCGGGUGUAUUUAUGUAAAGGAACAGCCCCUAGUACAGAUGGCUCUGCAGCUGGGUGGACUGCAUGAUAUUUACACAGACGGCAGCUAGUGUACUGUCACAGAGUUGCUGUCCCAGCACACCCCCUUGUGGCUGGAGGUAGUGAUGCCACAGAUCUGCCUCAGUUUCCCCAUGGCAAUUUUUGGCCUGAUCUGGCUGUAAAGGUGACUAGCCCUCUGGCCCAGCCACUGGAAAGCAUUCCACUUCCUUUGGGGGUGUUGCUAUUAUUGGAAACCAAAGGUCUUUUCAGCCAACGAGGUCCAAAUCAAUACCUGAAAAGAGCCCUAGAGUGCCCCCCACCCCUGCCCUGGGGUGCCUGGGUCCCUCCCUCCCAGAUCUCCUCCUUGUGCUUCUGGCUCCAGUCUUCCCAGCACGGCCACAGCCCCUGUCCCCGCUUGGCCUUAAGCCAUAGCAAAGCCGCCUGUUGUACCGCACAGUCUUGCCAGACGUCCUUCUCAUGGAGAGAGAUCGCUUCCCACCACCUGCCCCAGGCCAGGAAUCCUGGUUUGCACCCCCUGGCCUCAGCAACUCCAGGCCUGACCAGACAUCGCUAUUUACAAUGUACCAUGGGCUGGGACCCGCAACA